AUGCGCUCGUUAUCCGUUGCCCUCCUUUCCUUGUCAAUUCCCCUAGCCCUCGCUGCAGAUGGCUGCGCGAAUGGACGCGGUGAUUGCCCUGCCCACUCACCUAGUCCUCCUCCGUUACUCCCUACCCCAAUAAGGGCUAUAUCCCCACGGGCAAUAGCCGAAGAAACGUACCCGUCAGCAGGUCUGGGGCCCCCAUUAGCCGCGUCGGAACCUCCAGCGGCCGCCACCCCCCCUGCGUAUCCCGCAAACCCUCCACCACCUGUCAACAACCCGAAAGCUCCUCCUCCCUCUGCACCUCCGGCAGCGUCUUUCCCAACAGCCCCGCAACCGCCGCCAGAGUAUGAGGUCCCGUCACACCAGCAAACUCCACCGCGUGGCGAAACCCCGUCGGGGUACGAAAUGCCAUCGCAGCCAGAAACUCCACCACAGCGCCAAUCCCCUCCAGAGUACCAUUUCCCAUUACAGCAGCAGACGCCACCGCAGCAUGAAUCCCCAGAUUACGAAAUCGAAGUUCCAUCACACCACGAAGCCCCGUCCUCUGAGUAUGAGAUGCCGGUACAGCAUCACACUCCGCCGCAGCAAGAAGGCCCAUCAUUAUCGGAAUAUGAGAUGCCGUCACAGCACCAAACACCAUCGCAACCCGAACCCGAACCAGGGUACGAAUCCGGGCCCUCGUAUCGCCGCAGGGCUAUCCGGAAAUUUAGACGCAGCCGGCGUAUUAACCUGUCCUGUCUGUAUGUUCGAGCACGUUCGGUUAGUGAAAAUGUCCUCUUUGCAAGAUCCGCCUUCGUAUUUGCAAGGAUGGGUGGGAGACGGGUGGAUUGGAUUGGAUUGGAUUUUGUAUGA
Molecule: messenger RNA, 846 nt
Organism: Histoplasma capsulatum G186AR
Lineage: Eukaryota; Fungi; Ascomycota; Eurotiomycetes; Onygenales; Ajellomycetaceae
Exons: 2
Coding region: 1-846 (281 amino acids)
Source: RefSeq, a predicted model, not a curated record